AUGCAACACCAGGUCUGUGAUGGAUGCGGGGACAAUCGUCACGCAACGGGAUCGCCCCAUUGCAGAGCGAGAGACGCAAUUUGCACCGCGUGCCAAAGAGUGGGGCACUAUGUGAGAAGAUGUGCUUUGUAUCGAGGACCGCAGAGGGUGGAAAGUCGUCAAUCGGAGCAGGCGCUUGAAGUGCUGCAGGCCAUUCUUCGGGCUGGUAGGGCGAACGUGACCGUGCGGAUCCUUAGGCAGGCGGCUUCGGAGCAGCCAGGAAGAGUCGAGGAGCGGGUCUUGGAAAAUCAAGAUGUGCCAGAGGAGGAGGCGGCCGAGUGGCCUGUAGAGUUCGAGGAGCAGAAUUGGGAAGAUCAGGAACAGGCAGCCGAAGGUGUGGAACCGGUGGGCGACCGUAGGCCGGGUCCGGAACGCUGGCAAUGUUUGAUUUGCCUCGACGAGGCCAACAACGCGGUGGUCACUCCUUGUGGUCAUUUGAUGUGCUAUGAGUGCUGUUACCGUUGGUACCAGGAAAGUCGGCGAGGAAGCUGCCCGGCGCGUAGGUCGGACUUCGAAAUAGAGGACCUGAGACCGGUUCUCGGAACGGAACCUGAAGACGAAGGGGAGGAAGGAAUCCCACCACGGCCCAGAGGGGUCUACAUUCCCCGGGAGGAAUAG
Molecule: messenger RNA, 657 nt
Organism: Galendromus occidentalis (western predatory mite)
Lineage: Eukaryota; Metazoa; Arthropoda; Arachnida; Mesostigmata; Phytoseiidae
Exons: 1
Coding region: 1-657 (218 amino acids)
Biological process (GO): ubiquitin-dependent protein catabolic process
Cellular component (GO): endoplasmic reticulum
Molecular function (GO): ubiquitin protein ligase activity
Source: RefSeq, a predicted model, not a curated record